Ipomoea triloba (trilobed morning glory) is the source of this 2398-nucleotide messenger RNA. Its product is annotated as protein POLLEN DEFECTIVE IN GUIDANCE 1. The coding region runs from base 95 to 1984 and encodes 629 amino acids. NCBI's taxonomy places the organism in Eukaryota, Viridiplantae, Streptophyta, Magnoliopsida, Solanales, Convolvulaceae. The record is from RefSeq and is a predicted model, not a curated record. The transcript is spliced from 11 exons. Gene Ontology annotation, cellular component: endoplasmic reticulum membrane. Gene Ontology annotation, biological process: maintenance of protein localization in endoplasmic reticulum.
CGUAACGGGUUAGGGAAUAAAAAGCACUCCCAAAAACUCAUCACAGUCAUCGUCCCCAACACUACGCCACGCCAGACAACGUCACCGACGAUCAAUGGCUCUCAGAUCAAGUGGCCGUAAAUUAUCCUUCAAUAUUCUCACGGCCUCCGCCGACGACGACGGCGACGACCUUGACUGGUUAUCCACUGCAGGCCCUGCUCUUUUCCGAUCCAAAUCUGAUCCUCCCCGACCGCCUCCGGUAGACGAUGCUUUAAACCCUCCCUGCAGCCACACAAAAACCCGCAAAAAGAGGAAGAAGAAUCAGAAGAAGGCGUUUGAAUAUUCUCCGAUUUCCGAGAAUUCGACCGUGGACGAACCUAUACGCGGUGGCUCUCCUGUUGAGCCGUUAAAUUUCGAUAGCAUGCGUUAUAAUGGCAGUUUUUUGCAGAGCAGUGUCGUAGUUUGUGAGGAAGUAGCGGCUACGGGGUCCCCAAGGGAGGUGCCUGAUAGUAAUUGUACUGUGAGCUCAAUAUUAGGGCCGCAGUAUAGCGAACUCCGGCAGAGGAGUACGGUUCUAAGUGGAGCGUGCGAAGAGGGAGUGGCGUCAUUUCCAGUUAGCAAGGAAAGCGAGAGCAAUGGAGAUGGCGGGAGCGCAGUGGAGAAAGUGGAUCCUAUGACGAGAGUGGAAAUGAUGAAUGGGGAUGGGGGUGUGGGGAGGAAUUUGGAAAAGGAAGUCUCGUUGGACUGGAAGAGAUUGAUGGCUGAAGAUCAGAACCAUGAGUUUCAUGUGGAAAAGUCACCAAUGAAGUUCUUAGCUGAAGAGAUGUCUGCCGGAAAUUCUUUAAAAAACACAAUCUGCCUUGGUAAUGAGAAAGAACGGGAGAGAGUUUAUGACACUAUAUUCCACCUACCUUGGAGGUGUGAACUGCUCAUAAAUGUGGGGUUUUUUGUCUGCUUGGAUUCGUUUCUCUCACUUCUAACUAUUAUGCCAACAAGGAUCAUCACGACCUUCUGGAAGAUUUUGAAAUCUAGGCAGUUAAAUAGGCCUUCCACUGCUGAGCUUUGUGAUUUUGGCUGUUUUGUUGCACUGAUUAUUGGAGUGACCCUAUUACAGCAAACAGAUAUUAGCUUAAUCUAUCACAUGAUUCGUGGUCAAGGGACAAUCAAGCUUUAUGUGGUGUACAAUGUGCUGGAGAUAUUUGAUAAGCUUUUCCAAAGUUUUGGAGGAGACGUAAUGCAAACACUAUUUACUACUGCUGAAGAUCUAGCAACUUGUUCACCAGAAAACAUGCAACUCUGGCUGUGGAGAUUCAUCUCAGAUGAAAUCAUAGCUGUGACAACAUCAAUUAUUCAUUCCUUCAUCUUGUUAGCUCAGGCCAUUACUAUGUCAACUUGCAUAGUUGCUCACAACAAUGCAUUAUUUGCAUUGCUUGUGUCUAACAACUUCACGGAGAUAAAAAGUAACGUGUUCAAACGAUACAGUAAGGAUAAUGUUCACAAUCUAGUAUAUUCUGAUGCUGUUGAGCGGUUCCACAUUUCUGCAUUUCUAUUGUUUGUUUUAGCUCAAAACAUCCUGGAGGCUGAAGGACCUUGGCUUCAAAGUUUCCUUUAUAAUGCCCUUGUUGUGUACAUAUGUGAAAUGAUGAUUGAUAUAAUUAAACAUUCUUUUAUUGCGAAGUUCAACAACAUAAAGCCCAUGGCAUUUUCAGAAUUUCUUGAAGAUCUUUGCAAGCAGACUUGGAACCAGCCGGAGAAUGCAAAGAAUAACCUUGUUUUCAUUCCUCUAGCACCAGCUUGUGUGGUAAUUCGAGUGCUACGCCCAGUUUAUGCUGCUCAUCUGCCACAUAAUCCUCUUCCUUGGAGAUUGUUUUGGAUUCUUCUCCUGUCUGCCUUGACCUUUAUCAUGCUUUUGAGUCUCAAAAUAUUGGUUGGUAUGGGAUUGAAGAAGCAUGCAAGGUGGUAUAUAAAGAGGUGCCAGCGAAGGAAAAAGCUUCAUAGUGAUUGAUCUUUUUAUUUUAUAUACUUUCACAAGAACUGAUCUUAAUCAACAAACAAGACGGGUCCCCUUAGGCGAUGAGGAUUGGGAAACCAAAAAAAAAGAAAAAAAAAAAAAAGAAGAAACACCUCGGUGUUGAGAGUUACUUGAAGUUCGCAUUCUGAUCAGAGUAGUAUGGUAAUAUAUAAGAGCUUGUGCUUAACCAACAUGAUAGUUGCAUAUGGAAGAUUUUGAUGCAAAGCCAAAGGCCAAAUCUUGUAUAUGCUUCAAAUUUUGAAUCAACUGCGGUAGUUGUGAAUAUACAUAAUUGAUAGAGAAUACUACUGAGGGAUGAUAAAGGAGAAUAUUUUAUGUUACUUUUUGUGCUCAUUUGGUAAUUUAUAGUGCAAUUUGGACAAGUUGAUCCAGUUUUGCCACUUUUUA